AUGUUCACUGGAGCCAAGCCGCUCGAGCAGAUUUUCGCGCUAUGGACCGUCUUGGCAUUGCUCGGGCAGGGCGUCCGUGGUCGCUCGAACACCUGCAAUCGCGAACGGCAGGUCCAUACCGAUCCACGGGGUUUCAUCACCGACGGAGAGGGAAACUAUCACAAUAACAGUCAUUGCGAGUGGCUGAUCCAAGCUCCUCCCGGCAAACGGUCGUUCAUCAGCUUGAAUAUCACCCAAAUUAACACCGAGUGCGCAUUCGAUCAUCUUUAUAUCUACGAUGGUGACUCGUAUACCGCUCCGAUGCUGGCUUCGCUCUCAGGACUCAACAGGAAUCCAGUUUACUUCAUCGCUCGGUCCGGCUCGAUGCUCAUCCUCUUGUAUUCAGACACCAACUACGUCCUGGAAGGCUUUGUCGCCAACUACAGCAUCGACGACUGCCCAUUGAACUGCAGUGAGCGCGGAAAGUGCCUGGACAACGCUUGUCGAUGCGAGUCCGGCUUCACCGGGGAAGCCUGCGAGCUCGAACGCUGCCCGAAAAACUGCAGCUCGUCGUUGGGCCGUGUCCACGGCAAGUGCAACGAUCACGGAUGCGUUUGUCUCCCGGGAUUUUCGGGUAGGAGCUGUAGCUUGCCUUCGGUCAGCGAAAAGCAGCACGUCGGCUGGCAUUCAUUGGCGGACGACCAGAACAGUCUUUUCAGUCCUCGGGCUGGACACUCGGUCGCCUACGUGACGUUCACGGAUCGACUGUACGCGUUCGGAGGGAAGAAUUUCAGCACCGUCUUCGGGGAUUUUCUCGUUUACGAUUUCGCAUCGUCGAAAUGGACGACGCUCCGGAGCAAAUUGAUGCCGGCGGCCCGUUGGGGUCACGCCAUGCUCCAUCAGGCCGACUCCAUCGUUCUGUUCGGAGGCGAGCUCGCCGACGGAAGCCUCAGCAACGAACUGUGGAUCUACAAUUUACAGAAGCAGGAGUGGAAUCUCGAGGAACCCGAUCCGUCGGGGGUCGAAGCCCCGAUGGUCGCUUUCCACUCGCUGACGAUGACCGAACCGAAAACGUUCAUAGUUUUCGGCGGUCGUAUGGAAGGUGGCCAAUUCUCAAACAAAUUCUACAGGGUCAGUCUGAUGACGGGAAAGCCCAGAUGGGAACUCAUCGAGCUUUCGGCCGGCAACCCAAUCCGAGUCGUGGGUCACAGCGCCACCUUCCAUGCGGCCUCACGGAGUAUUCUAGUCUAUGGAGGAAUCGUUGCCGAUAUGGCAAGAUUUUCCAAACUUAGCUCAAGCUUGUACGCGUUCAACGUGGAAAAACGCCACUGGACGCAGCUGUAUUACCCGUCGAGCGGACGCUCCCAGCCGACGAGUUCGAGAUCCCAGCAGCUUCAAAAACCUGAACACCCAUACGAGAGAGCUUUCCACAGCGCCACGAUCGCGGGGAACUACCUGGUGAUUUUCGGAGGAUACAUGCAUCGUCACAGUCUCGAAGAGAAGUGUUUCGACGAUCAAGUUUACCUCUACCAUCUGAAAUGCUACAAAUGGGUUUCAUACGACAUUUUGAUGUCAACCGGCGACGGUCUCCCGAAAUCGCAACGCGUCCCGCCCGGCGCCGGUGUCUACUCUCACGGCAUGGCGCUCCGUCGCGGCGGAACGCUGCUCAUCCUCGGUGGUUACAGCGGUUUCAUGCGAGGAGACCUUCGAGCCCUCCAGCUACCGGAGACCAUCACGCACAUCACAUCGGAAACCGCUUCCGUCUUGUGCGGCGAUUACAAUAAUUCGGAGGUCGCCUGCCGGGAGAAUCCCGCCUGUGGCUGGUGCUCUCUACUAUCGAUCUGUAUGGACAGGAAUAAGAAAGCCGACUGCGGAGGUCACUUUUCGGUCGGAAGCUGCCCGACGCUGUGUCUCGCCCUCCGAGACUGUCAGAGUUGUAUGGCAUGGGGCGAAGGUCAGGAGAUCACGAAUCAUGUCAUGGUAGACGCAGGAGGGUUCAUGCCUCGCUCAUGCGGUUGGUGUGUCUCCAGCUCGCAAUGCCAUUCCCUAAACGAUCCACCUCUUUUGUGCCGGACGCCAGAAAACAAAACCAUCGACGGCCAAUCUGAGGGCUAUUGGGGAAAUCACGGAUACGUAGUAACUAACCUGCCCGAAUGCCGUAGCCACAACUAUAAGCCGGGUCUGACGUUCGUUCAGUACAGCAACCCGGUCAAUUAUUCGCUGCCGGAUGAUUUGACCAUGAUCAACAGUUCCGUGGCUCGCAUAGUGUUCCCGGCGAGCAAGGGCGACAAAUCCGGUGGGGUCGCCCGGAUUCUAGGCUACUUGCACCCGACAGGAGUGGCGCUCGACGCUUCAUCAGGCACUCCUAAGAUAUUCAUACGCAGCGGAUUUAACUCUGAACUCAAAAUGAGUUUGGACGAUAAAGAAGCGAAUCUAGAAAUAGUCGCCGUCCACAACAACUCGAACUUCAACAUGACGGAAGCCGUUCGACCCUCGGGGAAUAAAUUGAUCCCCAUUGUCGGCAAGGGGGCUCGCUAUCUACUCAACAUGACCAUACAAUUGUACUGCGAUCGCAACCCGGUGCGCGGAAACUGCGAAAACUAUUCCGAGAUAAAAUGGUGUCAUCAACUGCGAUCUUGUCUGCAUUCGACUCCGAUUCCGAUCAAGUAUCUCGAGCCGUACAAGAACGGCUCUGAUUGUAGCCGUCGAGCGAGCUGUCUCGCCUGUCUCGUCGAUUCCGCCUGCGGAUGGUGCCACUCGAAAGGUGUCUGCGUUUCCCGGCUCUCGGACGACGACGGUGAAUGUCCAGCCGCCAAGGACGGGGAGCUGCUCGUGCUCGAGCCCGACCAGUGCUCCAAUUGUAAUUAUCACAUCUAUUGCGACACCUGUCUCACCGAUCCGAAUUGUGAAUGGAUGGCCGAAGACGUCACCUGUAAACGCCGCGGCAGGAGUCCUUCAGCCCUCCGGGACCGCUCUCAGUGUCCCACCCCGUGCCAUUUGCGUCAAGGUUGCGAUAAGUGUCUCAGCGAAGCCGGUCGCUGCGCUUGGUGCCAACAAACCCAACAGUGUUUCUUGUUCUCAACGUACAUCAGCUCGUUCAUGUACGGCGGCUGCCGUGAGUGGGCCGACGAGGACAUCCCGCCGCUGAUUAAGCGCGGCAACGUCAAGAGCGGGCCUUUGCAGUGUCCGGACUGCACGCGGCACUCGGACUGCAAGAGUUGUAUGAGUCAAUUAGGAUGCGGCUGGUGCGGUAAUGUGGACAACCCGAACAUCGGGAACUGCACCGCGGGUGAUUUUUCCGGACCGUACAACGGUAACUGUAGCGAGAUCAUUCUCUCGGAUUCGCUCUCGAUCACCGUGACGGACGAGGACGUCAACGAGCUAUUGGAUCAGACCGCCUCGUGGUCCUACGCCAAGUGUCCCAACGUCGACGAGUGCCGUCUGCAGCUGGCGAAAUGUCACCACAACGCUACGUGUCAAGACACCGAAGAUUCCUACAUUUGCGUUUGCAACAAAGGCUACAAGGGGGACGGGAGGAACGAAUGCGUGAAAACCUGCGAUGAAGAAUGCAAUCACGGAACGUGUUCCGAAGCACCCGACUACAAGUGUAUCUGCGAAAUCGGCUGGACCGGUGAGUUCUGCGACAAGGACUGCGGAUGCAAUUUUCACUCGCGUUGCAGUCAGGGAAUCGGCAGAUGCGACGACUGUCGCGACAACACGGCCGGCCCGCUUUGCAACCGAUGUGUGAAGGGCGCCUUCGGAAACGCAACUCGUCGGGAAGGCUGUUCGCUGUGCAAGUGCAACGGCCACGGCGAUCCUGAAAAUAAUUAUUGCCAUGCGGAAACAGGAAAUUGCUUUUGUAUACACAAUACGGAAUCAGAAUCCUGCCAGAGAUGCCUGCCCGGUUUCUACGGGGACCCCAGGGACAACGGUACGUGUUACAAGGACUGUACCGACCACAAGCCGUUCCUCACCGAGCUUUCGGGUGCUCUCGGCUCUCGUGAGGGCUCCUCGCUCGUACCUCAACACUGCCUAUGGAUCGUGCAGGGUCGACAGGACAGCACCAUACAGCUGACGCUGGCAACGUCGCUUAACAUAAAAUGUCCGGAAAAUUACGUUUAUAUAUACGAAGGACUCUUCAGUCCGAACUCCCCGGGCCAGCUCCUCGGUUCCUUCUGCGGUACGCAACUCAACGCGCCGUUGACCGUUGCGUCGAAGACCAAUCAACUCUCGGUGUACUAUCGUCGCUCGAAACUCCACGAAGGUUUCAACGCUACCUACAGACAGAUGUGGUGUCCAGGAGGCUGCCCCGGUCGAAACCGUGUAUGUCAAGACGGUCUUUGCGUCUGCAAACCAGGAUACCAUGGGCCUCUGUGCGACGUCAAGCUGUGUCCGAAAGCCUGUUCCGCCCAGACCGCCUCAGGAAGUUGCGAGCGGACCUAUUCGCUCUGUCGAUGCAAUGCCAACUUCGGUGGCGACGCAUGCGACGUAGAUCUCAAUUCGCAUCAAAGUGUAGUGUGGACUCUGCUCUACGAUGUGGAGCGUGUAUUUUCCGCUGAUACGCUGACAUUAGCAGAUCUUGUGGUUGAUAGCCCUCCAGACAUCCAAUUCGGUCAUUCUCUUUUGGUCAGCGAGCCUGAUGGCCAUAUUUGGCUAUUCGGUGGUGUUUCUCAAAUGGACCAGGAUCCCUACAGCAAUCGGCUGUACAUAUAUGACAAAGAUUUCUAUCAAUGGAAGAAAGUGAACGUGUCCCACGACGAGAGUAAAAUGCCCAGUCCGCGAAGACAUCAUUGCGCCACGAUGGUCGGGAAAGACAUGUACGUGUACGGAGGGAUGAACAGUCAAUUCUCCGCAGUCGGCGACUUUUGGAAAUUCGCGACCGUGCAUAGAACUUGGACUACGAUCGCGACCGGUCCCGAUGUACCCCCCUUGGUGGGCUGUACCCUGACUAAUGUCCACAACACCUUCUUGUUGAUGAUCGGUGGCUAUUCUCCAGAGAAUGGUUUCCAAGAAAAAACUCUGAUUUAUACAAUACAAGAUACGACCUUCAAAGUGUUCAAUACGACCGGAUCAUCUCCCGAGGGAAUAUACGGACACACAGCGGAGUACCAUCCUCCCACCGACUGCAUCUACGUUUUCGGGGGGAUCCUCUACGAAGCCGCCGGUGCACUCCCAUCCUCGACUUUGUUCGCGCUUCAUGUCGGCAGCCGGAUGUGGACACGUCUUCCCCCCGAUGACCGAGUGAGUCCUAACGCCAACAUCGCCCCGAGAUUUUUCCAUUCAUCAGCUCUGGUCGGCGACAUGAUGUACGUCAUGGGGGGCAGAGAUUCCGGAGGCGAAACAACGUUGGACACUCACAUCUAUAACAUUAAGUGCAACGCCUGGGUGGACCUCGAGGGUUUCUAUGUCAGAGUCAAUGGCACUCCUCCAGCCCAUUUCAGUAGUGCGAGUGCGGUGAAUCUGAAUGGUGAAGUUUACAUCUACGGGGGAUCCACUUAUCAACCGCAAGGAUCUUUCUACAAAAUUUCGGUUCCAAGCGAUCUCUGCAAUCUCUUCCGCGAACGGCUAGGAUGUCUCAAUAAUCCUGGUUGCUCUUUUUGCCCGGCUGUCAAAACGAUCGGCGGCCCGACUGGCAGACCUGAAAAGUUCUGUUUCAAAGUCGGACACGGACCGAAAUCGUGAGUGCAAGGAGCCAGAAAUUGCAGCAUCGGCUGGAUACAGAAUCGCACCUGCGAGCUCUACGAGAGCUGUGUCGAUUGUCUAGCCCGUUGGCCGGCUGAGAAAGGUGCUCUCCGACCAUCCGUUUGCCAAUGGUGUCCCGACUGCCAGAAAGGACGCUGCCUUCCGAUAGGCAGCUCCUGUCCCGGCCAAACCACACCCGAUUGUAACGAUGCACAGGAAGCUCGCAUAGUGUACGCACCGGAUCGAUGUCCGCAACGGAGCUGCGUCGCUUCGGAAUGCGAAAAAUGCCGAGAUCUGGGAAAAUGCAUGUGGACACGACAAGUUCAACGUUCGGGAGAACUCAAACACUUCGUGAGUCAAACGCCGACCUUCGAUUGGACUUGCGUUCGGAAAACAAUCAAGGACCAGGUGAAUCAUCCGGUCGAAUCGAAUCCGCCACGUUCGUGUCCACGUAGGUGCGGAUCGUACACGAACUGUACGACCUGUCUGGAAAGCACGGGAGGCGAAGGAAGCGCCCACCAGUGCUGGUGGGCGUCGUCUCUCGGCCAGUGCAUAACGCCAACGUUCGCUCCGAUUCGUUGCGAGGGCGGAAUGUGCGGACCUCUGUUGCAAGGGGAUCCUCACAUAUGCUCUCCACCCUGUCACUAUCAUUCUCAAUCGAAGCUCUGCCUCUCGGACCCACGAUGCGGAUGGUGCGCCCUGCUGGGCGCCAACGGUCAGGGACUCUGCAUGGAAGGAGGGAAAGACGGUCCGACCGGCGGCAGUUGCCAGAAUGGGACCGUUUUCCUGCAUGGACACCCGCUACCAGGGGACGUGCCGAAAUGGCUCCAAACCCACGGCAGUAACGUGGGCUGGUAUUACUUCAAACGACCGAUGGAGGACGAAUGCCAGAACGGACACCACGACUGUGAUCCCGAGAAGGAGAAAUGUGUGGAUAGAGACGAUGGCUACGAGUGCGUGUGCCAAGAAGGCUACACCGCGGGCAAGAACAACACGUGUAGUCCUGUGUGUAGUCAAGGAUGCGAGCACGGUGAAUGCGUACGUCCCGACCAGUGCAAGUGCGGUUUCGGUUUCGUGGGCAACAACUGCACGAUAGCUUGCAAGUGCAACGGUCAUUCCAAUUGUGAAGAUAUCGAUAAGCUGGACGUCUGCCUGAGCUGCCACAACAACACGCAAGGUCCACAGUGCAGUCAAUGCCUCACGGGCUACGUAGGAGAUCCGACGGAUGGAGGGAAAUGCGUGUCGUGCUACAAUUUUUGUCACAAGCAUUCGACUCAAUGCAUCGAUGAGGAGCUGAUGGCCUCCCUGGACGACGUCACAAAAGCAGACUAUGAGGAAUUGCGGAAAAUCGCCCAAAGCAAACCUGGCCCGCUCCAGACGGCUGUGUGCCUCAACUGCACGGACAACACGACCGGGAAAACCUGUGAUUUCUGCAAGGACGGAUAUUUCGUCAAGGAAGGUGACAUUGUCAACGGCUGUCGUCCGUGCGAGUGUCACGGUCACGGAGACACUUGCGACAAACUCACCGGCGAAAGCUGCAUCUGUCGGAACAACACCGAGACCGACCGGAGUUGCAGCCCGAAUUCCCGAACGAAACACGCGUCGUGUUGGAGCCUGCAAUGCGCCAAGUGCAAGGACAACUUCCAAGGAAUCCCAAUCAACGGCCACCAAUGCUACAGACACAUGCGUCUGGAGCAGGAAUAUUGCUUUGAUCCGGGAAACCAAGGCGAAUGCAAUUCUGACCAAGCCCUAACACCUCUCGUUCCUGGAAAACCUGUUUUCUUCGUGGUUCAGCCGAGAUACAUGAACGUGAACAUCCGGAUAAUGAUCGACAUCGCAUACGGUCAGGUGGACGUUCAUCUGGGCCCGAAGGAGGACAUUUUUGUCGUUUCACAACAUAAAAACGGAUCUCAUCUGAUCACUAUCGAUCCCAAAUAUGAAGUUGUCGUCGAUGACGUCCAGCCUCCGAGGAGUCCCGUGGAGCCGAAAAACCAUUCCAAAGAAUCAUCGUCAAGCGUACCGACAACCAUUUCUCGACGUCGCGAAACGUCCUCAGUGAAUUCCGUUGCGAAUCGCGAGAUUUUCGCCAAGUACCCGAGCGCUCAAGCCGAUAACACCGGUAACACCAAAACCACGCUCCAACUCAUCAAACGGGAGGGGUUAGGAUUGAUAACAUAUGUCGAAAUCAAAAAACCACAUCAUCUCAUAGUCGUCCGGAAGCUGACAAAUCGAUUAAUUUUAACAAUACCUCAGAGCGUCUACGAUCUCCGAAGUACCCGUCUGUAUCUGAUUAUCCACGGUGAACACAACGGAAGCAGCGGAAGCAUUUUCUUCCGGCAAGACCAGACCCGCAUUGACUUAUUCGUGUUCUUCUCGGUGUUUUUCUCGUGCUUCUUCUUGUUCUUGUCGAUGUGCGUCGUUCUCUGGAAAGUGAAGCAAAGCCUCGACACUCGCCGGCUUCGACGACUUCAAGCCGCGGAAAUGCAACACAUGGCUAAUCGGCCAUUCUCGAAGAUCUACUCGACCAUGUACUCGAUAGAAGAAGACUCCGAUGAUUUUGGCUUCAUCGAGCUCUCUCCGCUCACCAGCAAGUCGAAGAGAAAAAGCAAGAGCCAAGUUCAUCUCGCAAACACCCCACGAGUGACCCGAGCCUUCGAAAGUCAUUCUCCCGGGGGGACCUGUCGACCCGUAUCGGUGGAACCGACAGCAGAUGGCCAAGCUGCUGUCACAACUAUGUUGAUCUCGCUACCAGGUGGCUCUAGUGCGCCUGUUCACCUCUGUAUAGGCAGUGCCCUAACUUCGAUCCGAGGCACGAUGAGCAGUCGGUGUUGACUCGCCCAAUGUGGUAAAAGCCGACGCCUUUCUGACGCGGAUGUCCGAAAGGCGUCUGACGAGAAAUUCGCCGAAACAGAGACUAUCAUUAUCGGAGACGGGCGAGCAUCCAGACGACUGAACGACUCACAAUUAGGAUAACAUAGACGGAGAAAGCCUUGCCAUAUUGAUACGUUCCAUGGAUCUCAUUCAGUUUCGAUGGAGUGAUACUGAAGCCUCUGUAUCUCAGUGUACGGCAUGAGUACGAUGCGAGAAUAGGAGUUCGGUCCGUUUGGAGCCGUUUCUUUUUCAAUUCUGUUGAGUUUGAUGGCGAUUAAUUUGUCGGUAUUCAAAUUAUUUGAGUGAUUUUGUGAAGAAUGAAGAGAGGUCGCUUCUCCUGAUCGGAGUGAACUGAUCUCCGAAUAGGGGAGAAUCUAAUCGCCUGUGCGAGCAACUUUCGCACCCCGAGAAUGAUCCAAUCCGAUUUUGUGUCGUUGUAAAUAGGCUGUAAAAAUGUGAGAAUAAAGUAUUUU
Molecule: messenger RNA, 9005 nt
Organism: Galendromus occidentalis (western predatory mite)
Lineage: Eukaryota; Metazoa; Arthropoda; Arachnida; Mesostigmata; Phytoseiidae
Gene: Megf8
Product: multiple EGF like domains 8
Exons: 11
Molecular function (GO): protein binding; calcium ion binding
Source: RefSeq, a predicted model, not a curated record